UGCAUGCGUCUGCGUGCAAUUUGUCCGGAGGGAUACGGGGGGGAUUUCAGGUAAAAGUCAAAGUCAAAUUCCCUGUCCCCAGCCUCUUUUUUAACUGACACUUCUUAGUUCUUCCUUCUGAUUUCUUCUGUCUGCAGAAUCAUCAUAGUGUGAGGUUGUCCAUCGAAAAUGGCAGAUAAUUCGCUGAUAUCUGCCUUCAAGAAUCCCUUCAUCAAUCCUCUAUCAGUUGCCAGCUGUGAAAGCAAUGAUUUCAAGACAGUAGUUCCAAACAGAGAGAUCAUCGCGGCAGCAGCUCCUGGUGAUAGUUGUGAGUUUGGAUCAAACAAAUACUUUGCACUCUGCGGAUUGGGAGGAGUUUUGUCUUGCGGUAUUACCCACACGCUCGUCACCCCCUUAGAUUUGGUGAAAUGCCGUUUGCAAGUAGAUCAAGCCAAGUACAAGAAUGUCUUCAAUGGUUUCAAGGUCACUUUGGCAGAAGAUGGAGCCAAAGGUCUUGCCAGAGGAUGGGCACCAACUUUCUUUGGUUAUUCUUUACAGGGUCUGUGCAAAUUUGGACUGUAUGAAGUAUUCAAAGUACACUACUCCAAUCUGAUCGGAGAGGAGAACGCUUACCUGUACCGUUCAUUGUUGUACCUUUCAGCGUCUGCAUCUGCUGAGUUCUUUGCUGACAUUCUUCUCAGCCCUAUGGAAUCUGCAAAGGUCCGUAUUCAAACUCAACCAGGCUUCGUUGGUACUCUAAGAGAGGCUCUUCCCUUAAUCUACAAGAAUGAUGGCAUGAAUGGUUUCUACAAGAGUUUGGUACCACUGUGGAUGAGACAAAUUCCUUACACUAUGAUGAAAUUCGCUUGUUUUGAAAAGACUAUCGAACUGUUGUACAAAUUUGUUGUUCCCAAGCCCCGAGCAGAAUGUACGAAAGGUGAGCAGUUGAUCGUCACGUUCGCAGCUGGUUACAUUGCUGGUGUGUUCUGUGCUAUUGUCUCCCACCCUGCCGAUACUGUUGUGUCAAAAUUGAAUCAAUACAAGGGCGCAUCAGCUAUGGAUGUCGCGAAAAAGCUUGGCUUCAUGGGCAUGUGGCAAGGACUUUUGCCUAGGAUUGUCAUGAUUGGUACCUUAACGGCUGCCCAGUGGUUCAUCUAUGAUGCUGUGAAAGUUUGGCUUGGACUUCCAAGACCACCCCCACCAGAAAUGCCCGAAUCGCUGAAGAAGAAGCUCGGCGUUGCAUGAGAAGGGUGUCCCAUGUGAAUUUUGAAUUCAAGUGCCAAUAUCUUAGAAUCAAACUAUCAGUAGUUUCUUGCUCUUACGAAGGAAGUAUGUAAUAUUUAUGUCAUUCUUUUGUACUUGAAAAAGCUACUAAUGAGCCGAAUUCUCCUGAAGAAUGAGGCAAUAAUAGAUGAAACACUAAACGAUCAGUUAUCAGCUUUCAGCGUCGAUGAUUUCACUAAUGAUGUCAAUAUCCAUUUCUAGCACAAAAUUCAGUAUUUUAAGCUGUGGAUUUUGUUACAUGCAUGCAAACUUUGGUCAUUCGAGUAUCGAGUGAGACCACUCAUCUUGAGUCUCAUGUAGCGAUACAAUGUAAAAACGAUCUAGUCAAUUUUUUUCGAAACAGUAUCUAGUCAAGCAUUCCUUUUCUAGCAAAUAGGAAAGAAAUCAAAGGAAAAA
This is a messenger RNA of Bemisia tabaci, 1659 nucleotides long. RefSeq names its product solute carrier family 25 member 3. Gene Ontology annotation, biological process: mitochondrial phosphate ion transmembrane transport. Gene Ontology annotation, cellular component: mitochondrial inner membrane. The record is from RefSeq and is a predicted model, not a curated record. NCBI's taxonomy places the organism in Eukaryota, Metazoa, Arthropoda, Insecta, Hemiptera, Aleyrodidae. Gene Ontology annotation, molecular function: phosphate transmembrane transporter activity.